UAUAAAGUGUUUUUGUCCGUAUCGAAACUACUAAAAAUCUUCCAGAUAUCCGUAAUGAAGAUAUAAAAAGACUACACCGACCGUGUUUUUUCAUCGACUGCAGAAUACUUUCUCUUUGAGGGUUCGAAGGGUUCCAUCACAAUACGCCAUCACAAAAUUAUACUAGCUGAAACGAGAAUGGAAGGCAUGAAUAUCUUAAUCGGAAAAGUUGAUAGAGUAACGCGCUGACGGGGUGAAUAACGUUGAAUUCCUUUAACGAACAAAAAUAUAAAUUGUUGAGAAAUGUGAAAAGUACAUCCGAGCAAGCGAACGAUAUACAUUUGUACGAACACAAAACGACAAAUAAAAGAAUCAAAAAUACUAACAUAAAAACUAUGAGUUACAUAAUUUAUCUAACCUUCCUGAAUUUCUACGGCCAUCUCGUGAUGUCAUACAAGGAGACGUUCAACGCGACGGAAGUCGCCAGUUUGGCGAUUAUUCAAUCACAAAUGUGCGAUAACUACACUCCUUGCGGAGAACCGAUACACGGUACAUCCAGUUGGAAGAAUCAGACAUUUAUCAAAGGGUCGACGUUAAAUUUGUCUCAACGUAAAAGGUGCUGCGAAAAGUGCUCAUGUGAUGUAACUUCUUGCGCCAUAAAGGGAACAUGCUGCCCCGAUAUUUUGGACAAAGUUAACAUGACUGAUAUGAACUUCUUAUCAUGUGAGGCGACCCAGAUGAGAGAAGGUUUGCCUUGGAGAGAAAACUUGUAUAUGCGCUCAAAAUGCAAUCCAGACUAUGAGAAAUCUAAUCCGAGCUCCGAAGUGAUUUCAUGGUGCAUAAACAGACCGAAAAACAAGUUGGAGUCAAAUGUUCCGGUCUUUGACACACGCACCAAUGUCACAUACGCCAACAAAUAUUGUGCGCAAUGUAAUUUUGCGACUGACGCAGAUGGAACGUUUUCAUCCCAAGGUGGUGCUUUAGUAUUAUGGGAUUCUAUCUUACAAUGCGAACAUGCCCACGAAGUAAUUGCAAUUUUCGAAGCAUAUGAUCAGGACAGUGUUAUUAAAGCUAUCUUGCAGUCGACAUCUUGCAACGUGAUAUACAAACCCAAGCCUGGCAUAAUAGUGGACGAAACUGCGUGCCGUGUUCCGCAAAUCGCCACAUGCAACGUUACUGGCGAUAUCGUUAAAUAUGAUCCACUAAUAAAAAAGGCAUGCGAUGGAUUUACGUCUAUUUUUUACAGAAAGUUUAAGAAUGUUUUCUGUUUUCUGUGCAAUACAAAUACUUUAUAUUAUCCUUCAUGUCCUCUCUUCCCCUCAAUAAUUGGGGGAACGAGCCAGUUGUUUCCCGAGUUUUCUACGUUGUUGGCGUUCAACACAGAGAAAGACGAACCCACACCUAAUGCGCUUCAGUCGACAGGUUGCUCGUCUGGACAAGUGUUCGACAAAUACGAGAAAACUUGUCGGGAUAUAUUCUGCCGAUUCCCGAAACAGUUUAAUGGCAGUUCAUGUGCAAACGCGGUGGAAACAAUUGGCGGCGUGUCCUACAUAGCGUAUCUAAAGUUUACAUCCCAAACAGCAUUGCAUUACGAUCGUAUUGACCAAUGGGUGAUGUUGCUUCAAAACAAGAUUGAAGAAAUGCUUCACCACUGGGAACUCUAUGGAGCAGUGUACAGUUUUACAAUACUGUUUAACUUCAACGAAGACAAAACCGAGUCAACAACAACUGAUAUACCAACAUAUCCACCUGAUAAGCCUCGUUUUCUAUCCGAUCAAAUUUUACCUCCUCAUACUGCACCUUCAUCUCCAUCCGAUGUACCUCAAUAUCCAACUGAUACUCCAAUAUUUGAACCUGGUGACCCCACAUUUACACCUGGUGGUUGGGUAAAGUUAAAGUCAGAAAGUCUUGAUUAUUUCCUUGUGAGAAUUAAAAUGAAUUUACAGACUAGGAAGUUCCAAACAGAGUAUAGCGUUACCUCCUUGGAUAAGGUCAUUGAGUAUGACAAAACAAGCGUCAUUCUCGAAUCGAAUACUGCUAAUGUUACAUUUUAUCUUGAAUUCGUAGAUUUCUACAGUUCAGAUGCUUCAAAUAGGUUCAACGUCAUUAUGUUUGAUCCAGUUUCUAACAAACUCUUGAACAAAGCUGCUACUUCAUUUAAUUGUCCGUUAAGCGAAAAGAAUACCGACAAUACAACUUAUACUAUACUCACCGCUAGAUUUAAAUGCCCACUAAUAAGUUUAAAUGUAACGGAAAUAAAUCCCAUCGGAAAUAAUUCAUUUCGACUGAAAAACGGUGCAGCAAUUGACAGCAAAUACGUUAAUUACGGACGAAACCAGAAAACUGACCAUCUUCGAACGUUCGAAAUAUGUUGGAACAUUUAUCAAAAUUCUUACAACGAUAGCAAUGAUCGACUUACUGGGUACCCAAAUCAUAACCAGUCAGUAACUACAACAGGCAUAUUGAGUCUUGUAUGCAUGAUAAUAUCUGUCAUUUGUCUGUUGAUUACAUUGCUGACAUAUUGCUUGUUCCAAGAGCUACGCACACAGCCUGGUAUUAACAACAUGGGGCUAGUGAUCAGCCUGAUAGUCGCGCAGGUUUUAUUUCAGUUUGGCAAGGGACAACAUCAAUAUGUACCUUCAUGGACAUGUGAGCUCAUUGGAGCUCUUAUUCAUUUCUUCUGGCUUCUAGUAAUCUUCUGGAUGAACGUCUGUUGUUGGCAUAUGUUCUGCUUAUUUAAUCGCUUAAGCGUUCAGUCAUCCAAACAAAGUCCUGUUUGGACAACAUUCAUAUACACUAUAUACGCAUUUGUUGGGUCGCUUCUAUGUGUAGCAAUCAACAUAAUCGUGGUCGUCGUGGAUACAGACAAUAAGGAAGUAGGCUAUGGAGACGGAACGUGUUAUAUUUCUAGGCCGGAAAUGGUGGGAUAUACGUUCGCGUUACCAGUUUUUCUUAUACUUGUAGCGAACCUUGCCAUGUUUUGCGUAUUGGUUAUUAAGAUUAAAAUGACUUCCAAUGUUCGAAGUUCAUCCAAAUCAAAACUCAAUUACUUAACAAUAUUUGCCAAGCUUGCUACACUGGUCGGUAUAUCCUGGAUAUUCGGAUUCAUCUACACAUAUACGGGAAAGGAAGUCUUUGAAUAUUUGUUUAUCAUAUUAUCAAAUGGACAAGGCGUGUUUAUAUUCAUGGCUUUUAUUUGCAGAAAACGUGUAUAUCACUUAUACAAAGUAAAAUUCUAUGUCCGGACUUUGGAAAAUAAACGAACACACCUUUCGUCAAAUGCGAGGACCCCGACGACCAGCAUUUAAAUGAAACUGUACUUAGUAUUAACGCACUAUAUCAGAAUCGCAACUCUUUAUUCUAAAAGGUGUGUGUUUUAAAUAAUAAUACCAAGUAUGAUAAUGAGGUAGGUAAACUUUUUUUUUAAUCAAUUUUCAACAAUAUCUGAUUUAUUUCUCUCUGUAAAAAAGGAUAUGUAAAGACUUGCCAAAAGCCUCCAUUACACUAUUUGACAUGCUUUUCUGAGCUAACUUUUUUUAAAUUAAUGUUGCAAAUUCGAUCAAAUAAAGCAAAAAUUAUACAAAUAUAAACAGUACAUUUAAUAACUAUUACUGUAUCUAUUUUAUUCAAUGAUCGAAACGAAAAGAACCUGGAAUAUCGAAACAGAGUUUUAGGUUUACACAAACAUGUUCCGUCGUUUAAAUCAAAUAAACUGUUUACGCCUUAUUUGUCGGUCGUAAAAAUUUUCAGUCGGUCAUACCUAUAUUUAUAUAGUUUUACCCGUAUUAUACUGCAUUUACAGCUGAUGUGGCUUUUCAGUCCUAGUAACACAUUUAUAUCCGUCUUUGGAGCUGAAAAGACGUGUGUAAAAGUAACUCAGUUGAGUGUUAUAAUAUCACUCCGUUUUAUACAAAAAACAUGUUUAUUAUAUUAUCACUUUUAUUCGUAUAAUACCAUGCUUGUUAUAUUAUCACUUCAAUGUGUAUAAUUCAAUGUUUUUAUAGCAUC
Messenger RNA from Dreissena polymorpha, 3987 nucleotides. RefSeq lists its product as uncharacterized. Gene Ontology annotation, cellular component: membrane. Lineage: Eukaryota; Metazoa; Mollusca; Bivalvia; Myida; Dreissenidae. The transcript has 4 exons. Gene Ontology annotation, molecular function: G protein-coupled receptor activity. The record is from RefSeq and is a predicted model, not a curated record. Gene Ontology annotation, biological process: cell surface receptor signaling pathway; G protein-coupled receptor signaling pathway. The coding region runs from base 375 to 3287 and encodes 970 amino acids.